AUGGAUUCGCAGUCGAAGCUCCUAUCACUUUUCUUUGAAAUCCAUAGUGCGACUUUGGAUUCAUAUUCGAAACUGGAUUCUGUUUCCAAGAUCAUAUCACUCAUUACUCAAGCAAUAUCUCUGAUCAGAUCAACAGAUUUUGAUUCGCAGCCAGAUUCGGAGUUCAUCUCACUCAUUACUCAAUCGAUCUGUCUCUUCAACUCCAUGGAUUUAGAUUCCCAGCCAGAUCCGUUAAGGAAGCUCAUAUCUCUCAUUUCUCAGAAACUCUCUCUCGUCGUCAACUCUACAGAUUCGGAUUCGGAGUUCAUGUUACUCAUUGAAGAAACAUUUAGUCUAGAGCCACAACCAGAGUUUAUAUCACUCAUUCGUCAGAUAUUAUCUCAUAUCUCUCUGGAACCGGAGAGUACGAUGGAGCAGAAUCUCAUAUUACUCAUUACUCAACUAAUCUUCCAACAUUCGGAACUCGUUGAUGAAACAUUGAGUCUCGAGCCGGAGCCGGAGUUCAUAUCGCUCAUCUAUCAAAUAUUCUCACUCGUCGUCUCAAAGGAUGUAGAGUGGAAAAAGCUUAUUGUUCUAUGCCCUCAAGGAGAAGUAAAAUUGGAUCAAGGAACGUUUCAUGUUGUUGGAGAAGUAUUGAGCAACAACAAUGACAAGUGGAAGUGCCUCCCUCUCAACUGGAAGAGAUAUUGGUUAACAAAAGAAGACGCUACCCAUUUUCUCUGCCGAGGAUGCAAUGGCGAGAACCAUGGAGAAUAUGUGAAAGCUCCGAUUGAGAUCAAACACUCUCUUCAUCCAAAACAUUCUCUACAACUUGUCUUGUUGAAUGGAGACAGAACCAGGGAAUGUUAUUGUUGCGAUAAAGAUCUCGAAGAGGUAUUUUACUAUUGCUCGGCUUGCGAUUAUGCUAUGAAUAUUGCUUGCUUAGAGACACCUAGAGUCUUGUCCGUGGACCAUCCGAAGUGGCAUGAACAUACACUUUCUCAGUUUCCAAGAAUGACUUCUUUAACUUGCAACGUAUGUGCCUUGACACAUUCAAGCUGUCCUUUCUAUAUGUGUCCCCCUUGCGACUUUGUUGUUCACCAAAAGUGUAUCGGCUUACCUCGUGUCAUAAGGAUAUAUCGCCAUUUCCAUCGUCUCUAUUUUACUCUUUCUUUUGACCAAGGAGUUCGGUGUUGUGGUGUUUGUCGCAGAAAGAUCGACAAUGACUAUGGGGGUUAUUCUUGCAAAAAGGACGGUUGCUCGUAUGCAGCACAUUCAAAAUGUGCCACACAGAGCAAUGUGUGGGAUGGUAAAGACCUUGAGGGAGAGCCAGAAGAAGACAUUAAAGAAAUUGAGCCGUUUGUAACUGUAAGAGAUGGAAUCAUACGACAUUUCAGUCAUCAACAUCAUCAUCUGAAACUAGAUGAGAACACAAGUAGAGAUUACGACGAGGAUAAGUUGUGUCAAGCAUGCAUCACUCCGAUCUAUUUUGGUAACUUCUACUCAUGUAUGCAAUGUGAUUUUCUUCUCCACGAAGAAUGUGCUAAACUUUCUCGCAAAAUAAAUCACCCAAUACAUCCGCAUCUGCUUAAUCUAGUGGGAAGAUCUGAUCACCUUGUUAGGGAUGCUACAAAAUCAUGUUCAGUUUGUCCUUGGAGGUGCACAUCUGGUUUCUUCUAUGAGUGUAGUGAAAGAGAAUGUCGUUUUAAGGUACACGUGCAGUGCGCCACAAUUUCUGAGCCACUGGUCAAUGAAAGUCAUAUGCAUCCUUUGUUCCUAACAUCGAAACCAGGAGAGGAAAGAAGAUGUUGUGUGUGCAAAGAGUUAGGACAUUGUUCCACAAAUGAAACAUUCAAUUGCAUUGAGUGCGACUUUGCAUUGUGUUUCAAGUGUACUCUUUUACCUCAAAAGGUGAGGUAUAAGCAUGACAAGCAUGUGCUUACUCUUUCCUAUGGAGAGGAGACAAGUACCAUGACGUAUUGGUGUGAAGUUUGCGAGAAAACUUUAAAUCCGAAUGAGCGGUUUUAUAUGUGCGAUGGGUAUUGCUGUGUCACCCUUCACAUUGAAUGUAUGCUUGGGGUGGACUUAUAUAUGAAGCCUGGUUCAUUUUGGCUCUACAGAAGUAACAAAGUAGGCGUUCUACCCAACAAUUAUCAUAUGUCAAGACCUAUUUGCUCCUUUUGUGAGAAGCGUUGUCCACACAAAAUAGUUUUCCAAUGUUUUGGUUUAAUAUCGUGUUCCACUUCUUGUAUUCGUGUUAAGGAUUCGAUAGAGUCAUAGAGAUGACCAUGUAACUUGAUGGACGUCGGUCUAGUAACAAGAGAUAUAUAUUAUUGAAUGUUUAUUAUGUUUUAUGUA
This is a messenger RNA of Capsella rubella, 2337 nucleotides long. RefSeq lists its product as uncharacterized. The record is from RefSeq and is a predicted model, not a curated record. The transcript is spliced from 2 exons. Bases 1 to 2259 code for a protein of 752 amino acids. Lineage: Eukaryota; Viridiplantae; Streptophyta; Magnoliopsida; Brassicales; Brassicaceae.